This is a messenger RNA of Phytophthora sojae, 594 nucleotides long. RefSeq lists its product as hypothetical. Lineage: Eukaryota; Oomycota; Peronosporomycetes; Peronosporales; Peronosporaceae. The transcript has 4 exons. The coding region runs from base 1 to 594 and encodes 197 amino acids. The record is from RefSeq and is a predicted model, not a curated record.
AUGGAUCCCUCGAAGCCCUCGAACAGCAUGAACAUGCCGCACAUGCCCGCGCCCAGCACGAUGCCGAUGCGACAGGAACAAGUUCAGCAAGAAGUACUCGAACGCGUGUGCCCCGCCAGCAGCACCACCAGCACCGUCGACAUGGCCCCGAUGAGGAAGAUGCCCAGCCGCUUGACCAGGAAGAUGGCGCACACAAUGGCAGCACGGCCACCUCGAGACACCGAGGCCAUGGAGCAGGAGCAGCUAGAGGAGGAAGAGGAGCUCAUGCAGGAGGCGCUGGCCCUGCUGGCCGACUGCCAGGACGACGACUACGAAGCCGACAUCUCGCGGCUGCUGCUGCCCGAGCCCAUCCCGUCGACUACCGAGACGCAGCCCGUGCCGCUGCCGUUGCCCCUGGGCGCGAACCCAACCGUGGGCGCCAGCUUCAGCGAGGAGAUCCCCUCCGUGACGCCCGCGCUGGCCGCCAGCAGCCCCGUGAAGAAGACGCCCACGUCCGCGGCCAAGCAGCAGCGCAAUAAGAUGGCGCCGGCCACCGCGCAUCUACCUCUACUACAUCUGUCAUCUUCUACCACAGUUAGAGACAUGGUGCGGUAG